GAACGAUAUCACUUGUGGAAAUUUGCAAAUUACCAUGUAUUGUUUUUGUAACUAUUAGAGCUGUUUGGCGGCGCUCGCCUUUCUAGACAUUUGUGAGUUUGGUAGCUUCUUUCGUCGGCACAAGCAGCUGCUCGCUUCAGUCGAAGUCCGCUAGAGAAAGUGUUAACAUCGCUUUCUGCUUGCUGCUCACGUGCGAGUAAUUACUUGAAGACCAUUACACAUUGUUUUUUAAAUUAACGGUUAUUGGCGUCACAUUGUCGCGAGCUUUGUUUAAGUAUCUAAGAAGUGACUAAAUGGGGUUAUACUUAUUCAUCAUUUGUGAAGUGAAAUAGAAACAAAUUUCUAGAUUAAUUAUUAGAAAGCGAAAGGAAAGAUUUAAAACAAACCGAAAAAAAUUCAGAGUCUGCAAUUGCUCAAGGUCAAAGCGGCAUUUAGAAAUCAAACGGAAAUACCUGCCAAUCAUUGCUGAUAACUAGCUGGAAGUAAGCGAUUGCUACAAAAAAAUGCAAAAGGACCUGAAAAUUAUAUUAAGUGGAGUUUGCCUUAUUUUGGCGUUGCAUUGCAGUAAAGCGGAGCCAAAACAGUUGCAGUGUUGGCACUGCAGCUCGGAGACAAUUGGUGCGGAGGACUUCUGUAAAGAGAGCUUCGAUGAGGAUGGUAUUCCCGAUGAGGAGAUGAGGAGGGAACACAAUAUCAAUGUCUUACGCAACUGCAGCAGCACCGCAAAUUCGGAGCAUGAGCAAGCCGUUUGCCGUAAGACAGUUGAAGAGAUCAAUGGCAAAGUGGUCACAAAACGUUUCUGCUAUUACACCAACAAAUCCGACUCGUUGGAUCGCUGCAUGGAAGAGCCAACUGAGAAAAAUGUCGUGCGGAUCUUCUGUCAGGAUUGUCAAAAAGAUCGCUGUAACGGCGUUGGCAAACAGUUUGUCACAUGGCUCAGUCAACUACUGCCACUGUUUAUGGCCAACUCCAUGCGCUUUUAAAUUCUGCAACGUAUGUAUGUAAUUGCGUGGCAGAAGCGAUACUUUGAGUUUUAUACGAUUUUUGUUAGCGUAGUGAAAGUUAGUUUUUUCCAUAAAUUUAGAUAAAAUAUGUUUUUUUAAGAACUACACUUACUUGGUAAGUUUCGCUUGAUACUCAUGUUUCCAUUUAAGUUCUAGUAUAAGAUAGAUUAUUUUCGUAUUAUAUAAACUUUGUGCCAUUGAAUAGCCGUAAGUAUUUAUUUAAUUAAACUGAAUCUAGUAUUAUUUGAGGAAAUGUUGAAAGACAUUUAAGGGGUUAGGUGUAGUCAGAGACACGCAAAAAUUACAAUUUUAAUUUUUGUUUUUUUGGCUGUAAAUUAUUUUAUUUUAAAAAGUAAAAGCAUAGCAUCAUUAAAUAAAGUUUUGGAUUGACUUGACAGAAAUAUGAAAAAAACAUUAAUAAUUUUAAGAGUAAUGACUAAAAAUUCAUCUAGUUAUAAACGAAGCUUCUUGCGGUGACCAUCACUAAUCUAAAAUCAAUCCAAAAAAAGUUAAUUUAUUAAUAGAUAAUCUAGUGCCUUUUUUAAAUUAAGCAAAUGGUGAUCUCAGGAAAUUUUCUUCCAGAUUUUCGGGCAAAAACCAAAAGUUGAUUGUUUAUAAAAAAUCGAAAUUAAAAAAAAUCUUCGAUCAGGCACCAGUUCUUCGUGUUGUUAAAUACAAAACUGUCUAAAUUUAAUUGAAAUCUGCCGAGCGGUUUUGGAGCUUGAGUAGUCACCAGCUCAAAAAACAUAUUUUUGAAAAAAUACGCGAUUGAAGUUUUACACUCUAUUUACGUAAAGUAAUAUGCAUUAUUUAAUAGAUCCAAUAUUCUAGAGCUCCUUUGCUAAUUAUCGAAUAACAGAAGAAUAAGAUAUUAUUCUUUAAGAAAAUAUGAAAAAAUAUUUUAAAAUUCUGACUACUUAUAACCUCUUAAAUAUUUAGGCACUUAACAUACUUUAAAACUUCACUUAACUUAAGUUAAUAAUUUAACUUAACUUAACUUAGCACAAAUAGUUUAUUUUAUGUAAUUUAUUGCAAUAUUUAAAAGUACUUAAUCAUAAACUUGUGUGAAAAACCAUAAAAGCUGAAAUGAAAGCUUUAUUCCAAGCGCGGCUGUGUCCUCGUAGCACAAUGACGACUUGUUACAUUUUUGUUUGAACUAUGCCUUCAAACAAAUUCGUAUCUUUCUUGGAACGCAGUAUCAAAUUUCGAAUUUAAAACAAACCAAAACAAUAAUGAGGAUCGUUAUGAAUUCACACUCACGUUCAAAAAACAUAAAAAAAUGUAUAAAAACUGAUCAAGAAGUAAUUGAAUCUUGAAUCUUUUACAGACAUAAGUAGACAAGUUAUAUGUUGUUGUUAGUCGUAUCCAUAAACAAUAUAUUAGAUAACAAAAAAAAUUUUAAUUGUAUUCAAAAAGUGUUCAUAACUUCACUGCACAUAAUUACCACACACGUGUAUGCACUCCAAUUGAAAAAAAAAUUGCAGAAUUAAAUAAAUCAUAUUCAGCGAUCUGAGAAAUAACGUUCUUUAAAUAAAACGUGUGGUUUUAUUACAAUAA
This is a messenger RNA of Bactrocera oleae (olive fruit fly), 2561 nucleotides long. RefSeq names its product target of wit (gene twit). Gene Ontology annotation, biological process: positive regulation of voltage-gated potassium channel activity; regulation of synaptic transmission, cholinergic; sleep. NCBI's taxonomy places the organism in Eukaryota, Metazoa, Arthropoda, Insecta, Diptera, Tephritidae. The record is from RefSeq and is a predicted model, not a curated record.